AUGGAGUCAAAGGGUGGUUUCGUCGCCAGUGCGCGUAAUUUCUUUCUUGGCAGCUCUGCCACGUCCAAGGAGGAGAGAAAACUUGUUAGAAAGUUGGAUUUCUUCAUCUUGACAUACUGCUGUUUUAGCUACUUCUUCAACUUCCUCGAUCGUGCUGCCUUUGCCAAUGCCUAUGUCGCUGGUCUUCGUGAGUCGCUCAAUAUGAGCGGUCAUGACUACAACAAUGUUCUUUCUGUCACCACUGCUGGAAUGGCAAUUGGUCAACUCCCCAACGGUAUCAUCAUCCAAAGAGUCAAGCCUCGCAUCUGGCUACCCUCCAUGGUCGUGUUCUGGGCCGUUAUGACAAUGCUUAGCGCCGCUGUCACAAACGUCACCCAACUCUGCGUCAUCCGCUUCUUCCUCGGCUUGGCAGAAGCAAGCACAUACUCUGGUGCAAUGUACAUCAUCGGCGCCUGGUAUAAGCCUGAAGAAAUCCAGAAGCGAACUGCCCUGUUUGGUGUGUCUGGUCAGAUCGGUACCAUGUUUGCUGGUGUCAUGAUGACUGCUAUCCAUAAGGGUAUGAGAGGUAUGGCUGGUCUGCAGGGAUGGCAGUGGGUGUUCAUCAUUGAUGGUAUCAUCACUCUGCCGAUCGCUGUCUUUGGCUUCCUUUACUUUCCUGAUACGCCUGAGAACACCAAGGCUAGUUACUUGAGUGAAUCAGAGAAGAAGCUCGCGCUCAGCAGAGUUCCUCGCAUUGCGGAGGGUGGCCAUAACAUCAUGCCCAUGUCCCUCAUCAAGCGAGUCUUCCUCACUCCUAUGUUCUGGAUCCUGUUCUUCUGGUCCCCCGUUUGCGCCAGCACCGAAGGCUUCCCCUUCCAAAACAGCUUCCUCCUCUGGCUCAAGUACUAUAACGACAAAUUCUCCCAAGUCCAGAUCAACACCUAUCCCCUCGGCGUGCAAGCUGUCGGUAUCUUGGCCAACAUGCUUGCGGCAUGGCACAUGGAUGCCACCGGUCAGCGCGUCCCUAUGGCUGUUGUCUGUGUUAUUCUUCAGAUCGUAGUAGGAUCAAUGUUGCUUGUCAAGAAUCUCUCAAUGGGCGCUACCAUGUUUGCCUUUUACUUGGCCGGUUCGGCUUACAUGGUCAACCCUCUGAUCUUUGGCUGGGCGAAUAUCAUUCUCCAACGAACAGGUGAUGAUGCUUUGCGAAGUAUUACCUUGUACUGCAUGAACAUUGGAUCUAUGUCUAUGUGGACUUUCUGGGGUAUCAUUUUCUAUAGUGCUGCUGAUGCGCCUUACUGGAAGAAGGGAGCUAUUGCCCUUUUGGGUGGAUGUGCUGUUAUGUUCUGCUACAUGUGGCUUGUUGUAUACGUUGACAGGAAAACGAUGAAGAAGUACGGGGACGGAACGGGCGAAAACACGGAGGAGCCUAUCGAGGUCAGCGAAAAUGAGAAGGAGACCAAUCCUACCGUGGUUACAGAGAAGAAGUCCGCCAGUACAUGA
Fusarium coffeatum is the source of this 1479-nucleotide messenger RNA. RefSeq lists its product as uncharacterized. Gene Ontology annotation, biological process: pantothenate import across plasma membrane. Gene Ontology annotation, molecular function: pantothenate transmembrane transporter activity. The transcript is spliced from 8 exons. The record is from RefSeq and is a predicted model, not a curated record. NCBI's taxonomy places the organism in Eukaryota, Fungi, Ascomycota, Sordariomycetes, Hypocreales, Nectriaceae. Bases 1 to 1479 code for a protein of 492 amino acids. Gene Ontology annotation, cellular component: plasma membrane.